AUGAUAACUAAAUACCAGAACGUCAGGGCCACGACUAAGCUAUUAGAAUCUCUAGGAUUCUUGAUAAAUAAAAAGAAAAGUAAACAAAAUCCACAAACAAGAUGUAAUUUCCUAGGCUUUACGUUAGACUCAGAGAAGCAACUGGUUGAAUUGACAGUAGACAAGCGAGUGCAUUUGAGUAAAUUAUUGACUGAGUUUAUAUCUAAAAGGAUAAAUUGGAUCAGAGACUUAUCGGAGCUAUUAGGGAAAUUAGUGGCAGCCUGCCCAGGUAUAGAUUACGGUUGGCUAUACUUGAGGCCCCUAGAAGGUUUUAAGAGCAUAAGUCUGGUAAGAAACAACUUUGACUACGACGUGAAUGUGACUAUUCCAGAAUACCUGCUCCAAGAUUUACAUUGGUGGAUAGAAAAAUUAAAAGUAGGAAGUAGUAAAAUUAAGAAGGUAGAGCUUGGUAAGACAAUUUUUACGGACGCGUCAGAUACAGGAUCCGGAGCUACUGACGGUAUAAAUAAUAUACAUGGCUUUUGGAUGGGAGACCAAGAGCACUGGCAUAUUAACUAUAAGGAGCUGUAUAUGGUUAAGCUAGCAUUAGAAUCAUUAGCUGCUGAUGUAGCUAAUGAACAAAUUCUGUUAAGAAUAGAUAAUACGACGGCUAUUGCAUACGUUAACAAAAUGGGUGGUACUAGGUAUCAGAAUUUUAACAACUUGACUAGGGAAAUCUGGCAAUGGGCUGAGAGAAAAGACAAUUUUCUAUUUGCUUCCUACAUCCUCUCAGAGGAAAAUGUAGAAGCUAAUUGUCUGUCGAGACUAGCUAACGAUGAUACAGAAUGGGAGUUAGCUAAUUACGCAUUUGAGAGGAUUAUCAAUAGUUUUAGUUUUCCAGAGAAAGAUUUGUUUGCAACAGCAGCUAAUAGGAAAUGCAGUAAUUUUUGCUCUCGAUUUCCAGAUGAAAAAACAACACCCAAGAGCAGCCUUGUUAGAGCUAAUAGCAGGACUAUUACCAGGCAAGCAUUCAUCGAGAGAGGCUGCCCAGAAGAAUCCGCAGAAACAAUUUUGGCCUCACUGACACCUUCUGCCAUGAAACAAUAUCACUCUGCUCUGCAGCCGUGGUGUGAAUUCUGCGGGCAAGACAAGCUAGACCCUUUGGAACCAAACAACAGUGCUCUUUUACGGUUCUUAACGGCUAAACAAAAAGAAGGAGUUUCAUACUCGUGGUUAAACACAUUGAGAUCAGCAGUUUCAUUGUUAGACAAGGAUAAAGUAGGAGCCGAUCCACUUAUAUCAAGGUUUAUGAUAGAAGCAUUUAAAUUGAACCCUGCAGCUCCUAAGUAUGCUGCUACUUGGGAUGUAUCAAAAGUAUUAAAAUACCUAGCAGAAUUGUUUCCUUUGGAGGAAUUGUCAACAGUGACACUAACGUUGAAGCUAGUGAUGCUUCUAGCAUUAUUGACUGCUCAUAGAGCACAGACCUUAGCAAGCAUAAAGAUCCACGAUAUCACAGAGAAGAAGAAUGCUUUAGAAAUAUAA
Microplitis mediator is the source of this 1521-nucleotide messenger RNA. RefSeq lists its product as uncharacterized. The transcript has 2 exons. The coding region runs from base 1 to 1521 and encodes 506 amino acids. The record is from RefSeq and is a predicted model, not a curated record. Lineage: Eukaryota; Metazoa; Arthropoda; Insecta; Hymenoptera; Braconidae.